AUCUAUCCUUCGGUACUUGUGCAUAUUGAUAUACCCACUAAGCAUCGGCCAGCUACACUAGAGUUCUGGGUUCUUGUUCGUUUACCAUUUGUGCAUUGCUCCGAAGUCAGUCAAGUUCUAUUUGGCAUCUUUCUGCGCUCGCUACCUCACUCCUCAAGAUGGGAUUGAUGGGUAGGACUACAUUCUGAGAGAUAGGAAGGGAAAGAGUCUUCUUUUAUAAUUUGUUAUCUCUUUACCUUGUUUUUUUCUUUGCUUUCUGGGUUCUUGCUCUUUAGCUCCUGGAAGCGCUGCAAUGGCUGAAUAUAUAUGUUUGUUCAACAAGAUUGAUGUGUUAUGGAAGAUGAGGCGAAAUGGGUUUGUAGAAUAAUACUUUGCGUGUUCUGAUCUGGGUUUCAUACUGGGUAUUAUUGUGUUUUGCCUUGGAUUCCUGAGCUUAUUUUUGGCUUUUUGUCCUAAAUCCACAUUGUGAUUUUUUCCCCCUUUUGUAAAGGCCUUAUCUUUUGUGGCUACUGCAAGUUCUACGGUUUCUGCACUCUGUUUUCCUUGGUGCCUGGUGGAGCGCUGUGGUUUUUAGGUUUUUAGCACCGACUUCUAUUAGGAGAUACUGUUUUGAAUGCCUAACUUAGAUCAUACUGUUGCAGUUUUUCUUGAUAAUUGCUUUUUUUUUAAAAUUUAUUUAGCACGUUUUUUCUUCUAUUAAUAGCAUGCGUAUUCAUUGUGUUUCACAGGAUACAAUAAUCAUAAAGCCUCCUAAGAAAUCUCCCAUUUUGUUAAGGAUGAUAGUUUUAGUAUUUGCCAUGGUCUGUGGUGUUUAUAUCUGCUCAAUUUGUUUAAAGCAGAUUAGCACCCAUAGUAAAAUUAAAAUCGAAGGUAUUCAAGUCAUUGAGAGGCCAUCUUUUGAAAUUGAACCGAAACAGAGGCAAAUUCCAACUGUGCAUUUCCCACAUCCUGAAACUUUUAACAGGGCUGAAUGUGUCCAUAAUCCUGUCAGAUACUUUGCAAUACUAUCAAUGCAAAGAUCAGGGAGUGGAUGGUUUGAGACCUUGUUAAAUAGUCAUGUCAAUGUAAGCUCAAAUGGAGAGAUAUUUUCUGUGUUGGAUAGGAGGAGAAAUGCUUCAUCAAUUAUAAAGACUCUAGACAAACUUUACAAUUUGGAUUGGUUCACCAGUGCUUCUAAAAAUGAAUGCUCAGCAGCGGUUGGCUUCAAGUGGAUGCUUAAUCAGGGAUUGAUUGAGCACCAUAAAGAUAUAGUAGAAUACUUCAAUACUAGGGGUGUAUCUGCAAUAUUUUUGUUCCGAAGAAACUUGCUGCGACGGAUGGUUUCAGUUCUUUCUAACUCCUAUGAUCGGCAUGCUAAGUUAUUGAAUGGAACCCACAAGUCUCAUGUUCAUUCUGAAGAAGAGGCUGAAACCCUUUCAAAAUACAAGCCUAGAAUCAAUUCAACAUUGUUGAUAGCUGAUCUAAAGGAGAUGGAGAUAAUGGCUGCCAGGGCUUUAGAAUACUUCAAUAGCACCCGUCGCAUCAUUUUGUAUUAUGAGGAUCUCAUGAAAAACCGCACAAAACUCAAGGAUGUUCAAGAAUUUCUGGGGCUUCCACUUAUGGAAUUAACGAGCCAUCAGGUCAAAAUACAUAAAGGUCCAUUGUCGGAUCAUAUUGAGAACUGGAAAGAUGUCAACAAGACACUAACCAGCACAGAGUAUGAAAAUUUCCUCCGAGUUGACUAUUAAAAUUUUCAAAGUCUACUAACCUGUGGAAUGGUGUAUGUGAAUACUGCUUCAACUAAUUUGUCCCAGAGGUGCUAGUGAAGCAAUGCUAAAAGUCCUAAGCUUGUAAAUUUAAGGGUGCAGUUUCAAGUCUUAUAGAUAGCAACUUCAAGCAGAAACCCUGAAAGGAUGGGAUCGCCUCCAAAUGCUUCCAUAAGGAACUCCCUUUUGGUGUCACCAUAACUAUGUAAUGUCCAAGGUGACAAGAUCGUGUUUUUUCAUUUAAAAAUUUUGACCAUGCAGUGCUAUUGAGCAUGCCUUUCUUCUUUUUGCUCAACACUUUGUUGAGCCCAAACUUUUCAUUUUUCUUGAUCUUCUUGUUGAUCAUAUGGACAGAGUGUACAUUUCAGCUAAUCAAUUUCAAGCAAAUAUGAGAUUAUUUCAGCAGUAUCAUGUUUUCUUGUAAAUAGCUGUCUCUGGUGUAUGUCUGCUUCAUGGGGGUAAAUUUUGUAUAAAUUUCAUAUAGGUUGUGGCCAAAUUGUGAUCACCUGCAGAGACUUGACCACGUGAGGUGGUGGGAUAGACAGAUGGUGAUAAACCUCAAAUUCCUUUUCUUUGGAUAACUUUCACGUGUAGAUGAUAUGAGGCUUUGUAGGAAUUAGUUUGCUGGAUUUGUAGUCCUCGCUCUAAGGAAUUGAGAAUAGCUUGUUUUAGCUAUGUUUUCUAUUAUCAUUGCGUCAUACCUGCUUAUUACCACCCGCUUUGUUGCCAUCCAAGUUUGCCUCUCCAUUGAAGGCAAAAUGUGUACUCAGCUAUGGAUUGACAAGAGCUAUUGAAGAAAAGGCCAAAUUUUGUAUCAUUCAUCUCAAUUUUAAAUCAUAGUUAAAUUUAAAAAUCAAUUUAAGGAAAUUUAAAAUUUAUUACAAAAAAAAUUGUAUUUUGUUGUGAAGUAACAAUUUAACAUAAUAUGUGGUUCAACUGAAAGGUUUAGCCUUUUAUAGAACUGAUGAAAAGCCUAAUAAGGCCCUUUUAACAUUAGGAAGAGGCUGGGCACAUUGGUUAAAUGGAAACAAUUGUUUUUUACCUUGAAUGCAAUCCAUAGCUUCUUCAAUUUGUAUCAUUCCUUUGCACUGCCGGCUGGAAUAUUUCACAACUGAAUACAAAAAGGGUAGCCGGCGCUCAAGCGAUGGAGGUAGAGGAGGGGUGUGGAAGAGAAGAAAUUAACGAGGAAGUGAAAAAGAAAAUUUCAUCUUAAAAGGGUGCCUUAUUAUUUUGUUGCUAAAUUUUAUCAUUAUUAACAUGUUCAUCCUUCUAAUUUGAAAAAUGGAUUAAAAUGUAUGUAAAGUAUGGUUCGUCUACAAAAUGUUACCUCCAUUUGAUAAUUUCAAAUGAAUUAAAUUACUAUUUUUUCUUAA
Hevea brasiliensis (rubber tree) is the source of this 3118-nucleotide messenger RNA. RefSeq lists its product as uncharacterized. The coding region runs from base 705 to 1727 and encodes 340 amino acids. The record is from RefSeq and is a predicted model, not a curated record. Lineage: Eukaryota; Viridiplantae; Streptophyta; Magnoliopsida; Malpighiales; Euphorbiaceae. The transcript has 6 exons.